UUGAAGGCUGUGGGGAUUAUCCAUGCAGACCUCAAGUUGGAAAACAUCAUGCUAGUUGAUCAGCUACGGGAGCCCUUCCGUGUCAAAGUGAUCGACUUCGGAUUAGCAUGUGAUGUGUCAGCUGCCAAGUUGGGCUCCUAUAUUCAGACCCGUCCAUACCGAUCUCCAGAGAUCAUACUGGGGCAUCCCUUCACAGAGGCCAUAGACAUGUGGUCUCUGGGACACAUGGCUGCUGWGAUGUACCUCGGGGCCCUGCUCUACCCUGGAUUGAGUGAAUAUGAAAUGAUCAAGUUCAUCACGGAGACUCAGGGUCAGCUACCCGACACCAUGCUGAACCAUGGAGGUAAAACUGCCAGGUUUUACAKGAAAAAYAACAACUCCACCACCUCCGUCUGGAAACUCAAGAGCACCAGAGCAGUACCACAAAGAGACGGGGAGGUGGCCAAUGGAGAACAGGUGUUGGAAGUUCACCUCCCUGGACAACCUCUUGCUUAUCCGACCAAUCAACACACAAAACUCUACAGAUAAAGUUGCAGAGAAGGCCGACGUCCACAUGUUUGUGGACAUGCUGAAGGGGAUGCUGCAGCUUGACCCCAAGRGAAGGAUCACACCCCUUCAGGUGCUGGAACAUAAGUUCAUCAACAUGCGCCACAUUGCCAGCACRGCCCAUCAAGGCAACUAGUAAGUCAACAAUGUGAUCUGGUCAAAUGUUUUUAAAUGUAAAAUUCUUUUUUUUCUAUUUAUAUUCCACUUGUACCUUUGUUACUGUUCAUGUASAGCUCCUUGCAAUAUGUCUUAUACAUCUUAUCUAUGUCACACACGACACACUUUGCUAAUGAAAGGAUACAUUUUCUUUCAGUUUCAGGUGCUGUUUUCAGAUGAUGGACGUAUGCAAGAAGAAAAUCCAGACUUCUGAGUGUCGCACAGCUUUGUGUCGGCCACUGAAGCAGUCCUGGUGCAAAGCUACCAACCCCGUCCAGAAGAAUCCUCCAUCAAGUGCUGAGGGGAGGAAAACAGACCAGCCCCACCACAU
Messenger RNA from Paralichthys olivaceus (Japanese flounder), 1033 nucleotides. The record is from RefSeq and is a predicted model, not a curated record. Lineage: Eukaryota; Metazoa; Chordata; Actinopteri; Pleuronectiformes; Paralichthyidae.